AUGAAUGCUGUCAAGGCGCACUUCCGCAGAGACAACCAAUCUGUCGCCCUGCACCCCCACGGCCUGGACUCCUCGGCAGUGGCUCCAGCAGCCCCCAAGAUGUCAAGGCCUGUUCUGGCUGGCCUGGUAUUUAUGGUCCUGAUCAUUGCCAUCUCUUUUACGGCUCUCUUUUACGUUCUACAGAAACCAAGACCUGCACCAGAGUCCUAUGCCUACUCACAAGAGUUUCUUGGAGACAACAUUACCUGGCAGUUACCUGUGGAACCCGACAAUCCCUACCACUUUGGGGUGGCAGAGUUACAAAAGACCCUCCAGGUGUUUAAAGACCACGUGGAGAACUCCAGUACCUGGACUGCAGAGAUCCAGAUAUUGAUGUGCAGAGUGGAUAAUGUCAGUUCUCAGAUCCAGAUGCUCAGUGGUCAUCUGAAAAACGCCAGUGCUGACAUCCAGAUGGUAAAAGGCAUUCAAAAAGAAGCUAGUACCUUGAGCUUCCAGGCCCAGAUGUUAAAAAGUUCCUUGGACAGGGCCAGUGCUGAGAUCCAAAGACAAAAGGGGGAUAUGGAAAAGGCAAAUGCUUUAAAUUCCCAGGCCCAGAGUUUCUUAAAAACCAGUUUAGAAAACACCAGCUUUGAGCUCAACGUGUUAAGCAGAGGCUUAGAAAAUACCAACAGUGAAAUUCAGGCGUUGAAGGCAGGGUUGAAAAUGGCAAAUGCCCAGGCCCAAUUGGCAAACAAUAGUUUAAAGGAUGCUAAUGCUCAGAUCCUGGUUUUAAGAGGCAAUCUGGAUAGUGUCAAUCAUUUAAGGGACCAGAAUCAGGUUUUAAGUGAUAGUUUGAAAAGAACCAAUGCUGAGAUUCAGAAGCUAAAGGGAAGCCUGCAAAAUGCAAGUAACUUAAACUCCCAGACCCAGACCCUUAUAAGAGGCAGUUUAGACAACACUACUGCUGAGAUCCAGUCAUUAAGAGGUCAUUUGGAAAGGGCUGGCAAUGAGAUUCACUUGUUAAAAAGUGAUGUGGAAACAGCCACCACCCAGACCCAAAUAGCAAAUGGUCGCCUAGAGCAGACCAAUGCUCAGAUCCAAGGAAUGAAAACACAACUGGAAAACACCAAUGCCUUACAUUCCAAUAUUCAGGUGUUAAGCGAUCAGUUGGAAAAUGCCAGCAAAGAGAUACAAAUCCUGAAACAAGGAAUGAAGGAUGCUGCGACCUUACAGUCCAAGACCCGGAUGCUAGAGAGCAAUCUGCAGAAGGCCAAUGCCGAGGUUCAGAGGUUAAAAGGGGAGCUAGAGAGCACUAAAGCACUAACUGUGAAAGUCCAGGAGCAGCAGAGUAGCCUGGAGACCCUCCGAGCAGCCUUUGCUUCGCAGGAGCAGCUACAUAAAUCCCAAAAUGAACUUCUCCAGUUGAUCCUGCAAGGCUGGAAGGUCUACGGCAGCAACAUGUAUUACUUUUCUCAUGCCAUGAAGUCUUGGCAGGAGGCUGAGGAGUCCUGUGUGUCCCAGGGAGCCCACUUGGCCUCCGUGACUUCUGCAGAGGAGAAGGCAUAUCUGACAGAGAUCACACGGUCCAGCUACUACUGGAUUGGCCUCACCGACAGGGACAGGGAGGGCUCUUGGCGCUGGAUUGAUGGGACACCAUUCAAUUAUGCCAGCAGCAAAGCGUUUUGGUUCACUAAUCAGCCAGACAACUGGCAACACAGGGAUGGGCAGGACGAAGAUUGUGUUCAUCUUCAGCAGUAUUGGAAUGACAACAACUGCAAUGCCCUCCAUCAGUGGAUCUGCAAGAAGCCCAUCAGUCAGGGUGUGGCCUGA
This is a messenger RNA of Pipistrellus nathusii (Nathusius's pipistrelle), 1809 nucleotides long. The record is from the annotation of a GenBank genome assembly. Lineage: Eukaryota; Metazoa; Chordata; Mammalia; Chiroptera; Vespertilionidae.